Dreissena polymorpha is the source of this 2248-nucleotide messenger RNA. RefSeq lists its product as uncharacterized. The record is from RefSeq and is a predicted model, not a curated record. The coding region runs from base 17 to 373 and encodes 118 amino acids. Lineage: Eukaryota; Metazoa; Mollusca; Bivalvia; Myida; Dreissenidae. The transcript has 4 exons.
UAAAUGGACUCAAAAUAUGAACGAAAAGAUGAAUGACCACGACUAUGCUGUCCAGUUUUACACAGCAACACCAGUAUUCGGCUCAAAACCGGAUGGAACACAGAUUCAAGACAUUUCCGUAUCACUCGAGAAGAAGUCGAAGUCUCACAGGAACUGCUGUGUGCCCAAAUGUCACACCACUGGCUACGGACUGUUAGAAGGCCAUGGAAAGCCCAGCUAUUAUGCAUUUCCAGCUGAAGAUGAUCCACUUCGAGCUGUUUGGUUGAAUAAAAUACGAAGAGAUGAAGACAGACAUUUUAAGAUAAGUCACAAUACGGUUGUCUGUUUUCUCCAUUUUGAACCUGACUGUCUUGAUGAAUCUGGAUUUGCUUAGCGGAGGUAUCUAAAACCAGGAGCCAUCCGUACACUAUUCGACUGCUGGAAGGACAAACCACAUCUGUUGAAGCCUAAAACCCCACGCCGUGAAAAUGCUUUACUAAGAAAGAGAGCAAACAACAAAACAGAUAGAAAGGAUGACAUUGAAGAAAAGCAACAAGUUUCUAAUAAUGAAAAUGAUACAGAAACUGGUGAUGAAACAGUUGAACAUUCUAAUGUGCAGGUAGAGCACUUUGAACUUCAAAAUCAUUUUUUACAUGAACAAUGUAAAAUGUUAGAACAAAGAGCCAGAAGAUUCGAAGAGGAAAAUGUACAACUGAGGACUACAAUUGAUGAAUUGAGAUGUGAAAAAGAAACUUAUUUAUUUUCUGUUGAAAAUUUAAAGCCAAUGGAUUUCCCAUUUUAUACUGGCUUUCCAUCAAAAGAGGUAUUUUAUGCCGUUCUUCAGCUUGUGAAUCCUGGCGAACAUGGUGAAAACAUUAUUCUGGUGCCUCAAAAAGAUGACGCUGCUAGGACUGAUCAGCCAAAAUUAAGAAAACCAAGAAAAAUUUCUCCUGCCAACCAGUGUUUCCUAUUUUUGUGCCGAGUUAGGGUUGGGUUGUUUGAAAAUGACCUGGCAAAACGCUUCAACAUUUCAUUAGGAACAGUGAGCACAAUUAUUAUUACUUGGGCCAAUUUUCUAUAUCUGCGAUUGGGUUCGAUGAAUAUUUGGCCUUCACGUGAACAAGUAGACAAUUCAAUGCCAAGCUCAUUUAAAGAGAAAUAGCCCUCUACGCGAGUUAUUAUAGAUUGCACAGAAAUAAAGGUAGAAAUGGCAUCCUCAUUGCUUCUAAAAAGUCAAACUUACAGCAACUAUAAAAGUUCCAACACAUUGAAAGGACUGAUAGGCAUCGCUCCAUGUGGAAGUGUCACGUUUGUAAGCCAGUUGUAUCAUGGUAAUAUUUCCGACCGAGAAAUAACAUUGCGAAGUGGACUUCUAGGACAGGACUUCAAGCAAGGAGACAGUGUGAUGGCUGAUAAAGGAUUUGACAUCCAAGAUCUGCUGGAAAGGAAGUCUGUGCGGCUGAAUAUUCCCCCGUUCUUAGGCAAGAAUGACCAGAUGACCAGCGCAGAGGUAAAGUUGACCCAAAGCAUCGCAGCAGAGAGAAUUUACGUGGAACGUGCAAUUAACAAAAUUAAAAGUUUUCACAUAUUUGAUCAGGUCAUUCCGGUUUCUCUGUUUGGGACAAUUAAUCAAAUUUGGACGGUUUGCUCAUUGCUCACUCUUUUCCAAGACCCAAUUAUAUCAUGUCCCGGUGUUUAACAUACAUACCAUUUAUAUGAACAUUUGUUGUUCAUGUACAUCAUACUACAUGUAGGUUUAUGAAAUACCAUUGGCUGUUCAUGUAUGAUUUGUACAUUUUUUGGCUUUGUAAAAAAGUUUUUGAUAAAUAUCUUGAUAUAAGCAUUGAUUUAGUUACAGAUUUAUUCUUUGAGAGUACUUAAAGCUACACACCUUGAAAUAAAGUACAUGUUAAUCAAUACAUAUAGAUGCAAUUUGAAAGUGUGAAAAUUUUUCAUUAAAUCUAUAGCCUAGUUAGCAAGUAAUUUAUUAUUUUUCAAACAGGAAUUAAUGCUUUUAAAACUGAAAGUAGGAUUUCUAUAUUAAACACUAUUAUUUUUAAGUUUUAAAGCGCAAAAAAGAUGGCUUUCUACCUUGUUAUCACCAGAUAUAUUCUAGUUGGCAUAAUAAAAUUAAAUCUAUAGCCUAGUUUAAUAGCAAGUUAUUUAUUAUUUUUCAAACAGUACCGCUUUUAAAACCGAAAGUAGGAUUUCCAGACGUACACAUCCAUUUCGACAAACACGAUUAUUUUUAAGUUCUAAAGUGCAAACA